UGCGACUGAGUCAGUGCUGGAUCCACGGAGACUUCUUCCGCUUCAUUCCUUUGUGAUUGCAUCAAUAAACUUCCACGAAGCCAAAGCUUGUGAUUGCAUCAAUAAACUGCCACUAAGCAAAAGCUCAUUGAUCUUGCGUUGGUACCCCCUUUUAGUCAUAGAAAAGAAGACGUUUCAUCUAUUUGACCACUACAGAAACAAUCAUGCGACAGAACGUUAUCUUUCUAAUGGCAAUAGCUCUCAUGGCCACCGAUACCACCCUCGGUUUUGCACCUCAUACCCAAGAUACCAAAAUUCGUACCACCAAGCUACAGCAACAGACGACUUCGGAUAAGGAAGACGCCACGAAGGAACGACGACAACCCUGGGAUGUGUUGCGAUUUGUGAGGCAAUCGUCCAAAUUUGUGAACCUGCCGUUUACUCCCUCCAAGAGCACAUCGGAUACCAUCCAACCGGGUCAGGUGAUUUGGGCACCAUCGUCCAAACUCUUCUUUGAAUGGGCGCCCCUCGAUGAUGUUGUCAUGGGAGGAGUAUCGUCAUCGAAAGUGGACAAUCGAUCUGGACUGUGGAAGGGGACGGUCACAGAUGCCAACAAUGGUGGGUUUGUCGGCAUGCGAUCCACACCUCCUUCGGUCAAAUUGGAUCUGAGUAAAUGUCAAGGUCUCGAAUGGACCUUUCAAACAACCAACAAUAUGCCACAACGUCUCAAGGUGGUGCUGCGUGAUUCCAAUGACUUUAAUGGCAUUGCCUGGACGGCUUGUAUUAAUGUCCCAGCCAGCAAGAAUAAGCAAAAGCAGGUCACCGUCAAGGUUCCCUUGAAAAAUCUGGUCCCUUCUAUUUUUGCCAAGAUUGUACCCGAUGCCAAGGAUUUUGACAAGAGCAGCAUUACGGCAUUGCAGCUGGUCUUUUCCAAAUUUGAGUUUGAAGGAGAGCUCAACCCCAAGUUUAAAGUCGGAGAUUUCGAUGUGCAAGUAUUGCAAGUCAAGGCAUACUAACUAACUAAUUCCAAGCUGAAUUGUAGGAUUGACGUGACUUAUAAAUAAUGCGAUUGGCAUUGUUUGGCUUGGUGAAAGCAAGAACGUCUGCUUGAUCUUGCAAUGCUGAGAAAAUAGAAAAUAAGGGGUGCCGCUGUUGGCAUCGCACAACGCUAGGAUUAUACAACCUUAAAGGCCGGUCUCUACCGGAGCGACUAAAGUAGCGACUAAAGGAAUCCUUUAGGUGGUUGUUUAGUUCAAGAU
Seminavis robusta is the source of this 1238-nucleotide messenger RNA. The record is from the annotation of a GenBank genome assembly. Lineage: Eukaryota; Bacillariophyta; Bacillariophyceae; Naviculales; Naviculaceae.